UCUUUUUCACUGCAACUAUGCUGUCUUAUUCAACCCCACCUCCUCUCUACCUGAGCCUCCUUCUCUUUCUGUCCUGCAACUCCCCUGUUCUUUCCUGUCAGACUGGAAACUACGUCCAGUGCAAGGCUGCUCCUUUUAUACCAGGUCACAACCUGGUGGGGGAGGGAUUUGACGUGGUCACUCUGCGACGAAAGGGAGCCUAUAUGAUUGAUGUGGAUACCUACUUCACCCCAAGUGAAACAUGUACUCUCUGCUCCAACCCGCUUCAAGGCAACGUGCUGCAAAAACUGCCAGUCUCUGCAGUGGACUGGCGUGCAUUCAGCCGAUGCAGUGCUGACAUUUACAGCAGUGCCCACAGCUCUGUUAGCUCUCUGGUUGACACUUACACCUCCCAGGACAGUACUGACUGGAAGGUUGGCCUAAAUUUAGAGAAGUUUGUGGCUGCUAGCCUGGAUGUGGGAGGAACGCAAUCCACUGCCUAUAACUUUGCUUCAAAAAGGACAAAAGAGGACCGCCACACCUUCAGCACACACAGGGUCACCUGCAACCAUUACAUUUACCGAGUAUCAGACAGACCGCCUCUCAGCCCUGAGUUCAGCUCGGCUGUAGCUAAGCUACCAAGAUGCUACAACAGCUUCACCAGAGCUCAGUACAGUCAGCUCAUACACACCUAUGGCACGCACUACAUCCGCCAGGUUCACCUUGGUGGUCGACUAAGGCGAGUCACAGCUGCACGAACCUGUCUGUCCUCACUGAACGGACUCACCUCAAAUCAGGUCCACUCCUGUUUGUCGCUGGGUUUCUCUGUCGGCUUGGGAAAGAGCCAACUAUCUGGUAACAGAGACUCUUGCAACAAGGUCCUACAAACCAGGACACUGAAGGAUCACCCAGAUGUUGUUUCCUACUCCCUUCGGCCAAUCUACGAGCUGAUGACAAAUGAUGCGCAAAAGACAGGGAUGAAAGCUGCCAUUGAGCAGUACUUAGAGGACAAUGCUGUGAAAAAAUCGCCCAGUGAGCCAAACUGUGGUUCAAACGUUCCUAAUCUGGCUUCCAACUGCUGUCCUCUGCAAGCCUGGAGGGGGACGCUAAGGGUUACCAUUGUGCGAGCCUGGGACCUGAAAGGAGAUCCAACUGGCCAGACGAGGGGUGAAUAG
This is a messenger RNA of Oreochromis niloticus (Nile tilapia), 1154 nucleotides long. RefSeq names its product perforin-1-like. NCBI's taxonomy places the organism in Eukaryota, Metazoa, Chordata, Actinopteri, Cichliformes, Cichlidae. Gene Ontology annotation, biological process: defense response to virus; T cell mediated cytotoxicity; immunological synapse formation. Gene Ontology annotation, cellular component: membrane. The record is from RefSeq and is a predicted model, not a curated record. Gene Ontology annotation, molecular function: wide pore channel activity. The transcript is spliced from 8 exons. Bases 18 to 1154 code for a protein of 378 amino acids.